Molecule: messenger RNA, 8356 nt
Organism: Xyrauchen texanus (razorback sucker)
Lineage: Eukaryota; Metazoa; Chordata; Actinopteri; Cypriniformes; Catostomidae
Gene: pde4cb
Product: phosphodiesterase 4C, cAMP-specific b
Exons: 15
Coding region: 558-2597 (679 amino acids)
Biological process (GO): signal transduction
Cellular component (GO): perinuclear region of cytoplasm; nucleus; cytosol
Molecular function (GO): 3',5'-cyclic-AMP phosphodiesterase activity
Source: RefSeq, a predicted model, not a curated record
ACAUUUAGCCAAAGAAACACUAAUAUAGAAACUUAGCAGGACUUUGUACCCCACAACAGUGUCUCAAGGGAGCCCCACUAAGGUUAAAGGCUGAUGUUCUGCUAUUUUCCUUUCUUUUAUUACUCCUUACUGGAGAGAGAAAUCAAAGAUUUUCAGAUUUUUAGCACUGAGUUUUGAAAGCAAGUUGAAGUUUUUCGAGGUGAGUCCAUGUAGAAGUGCAGUUCGGACACAGAACCAAACUGAAGUCCUCAUAAGACACCAUAUCAAACUCUUUUCUGAUUGGACAUAGUACCGGACUGACAUGCAGAAGUGAAUCUUAUCAUGAGGCAUCCACUCUUGAGGACUCUAUUGUUCAUCAGACACUGAGGAUUGGAUACUGAGAAUGGAACCAUGAUGUCUAGGACUACGUUUUUAGACUUUAACUGUCUGAACAUGGUUUUACCUGUCUGCUUACUUGGUUGAGCUUGCGAAUACACCGACACUCUUCUGAGGAUGUUUCUUACUGAAAAAGUACUGGUAAAAGGCCAAGGUUUAUAGCUGUUCUGCAACUCUUUGAUAUGACGCACAAGUAUUCUUGUAUCGCCAGGAGGAAUUCGCUCUUUAACUAUGGCUCUAUUAGGAGACGACACUCUUGCAUUGGUUUCGAUGUGGAAAAUGGCUUGUCAAUUGGGCGCAGUCCACUGGACCCUACAGUCAGUCCAAGCUCCGGUCUGGUCCUUCAGGCAAACAGCCAACGGCGCGAGUCUUUCCUCUACCGCUCAGACUCGGAUUUCGACCUCUCACCUAAGACUACGUCCAGAAACACCUCCACCGUCACCGAGCUUCAUGGAGAGGACAUGAUUGUAACACCAUUUGCUCAGGUUCUUGCCAGUCUACGUACUGUGAGGGGUAAUGUUGCAGCUUUAACACACGUGCAAGACAAAAGCAACAGGAGACCAUCAGGCACUAACCCUCAAUCUGUCUGCAAGACAAACUUAUCAGUUGCAGAUGAGGCGCAUCAGAAACUUGCCGUUGAGACUCUUGAAGAGCUGGAUUGGUGUUUGGAUCAGCUGGAGACCCUGCAAACACGUCAUUCCGUUAGUGAAAUGGCCUCAAAUAAAUUUAAAAGAAUGCUCAACAGGGAGCUCACUCAGCUAUCUGAGACCAGUCGUUCAGGAAACCAGGUGUCGGAGUUCAUAUCUAGCACAUUUUUACAAAAACAGCAAGACGUGGAGAUUUUGUCAGCAGCAUGUAAGGAAGAGAAAAAACGACGUCCAAUGUGUCAGAUUAGUGGAGUAAGAAAACCGAGCCCCAGUCCCAGCCUCCCCCCAACAUGCAUCCCCAGAUUUGGUGUCAACACACAGCACGAGAGCAUCCUGGCCAAGGAGCUUGAGCACAUUGAUCAGUGGGGUAUGGAUAUGUUUAAGAUAGCAGAUUAUUCUGGGAAUCGGCCACUGACAGUCCUAAUGUUCAAAAUUUUUCAGGAGCGAGAUUUGCUCAAAUCCUUUAAAAUCCCAUCGGACACCUUCUUAACUUUCCUGAUGACUUUGGAAGAUCACUACCAUAUGGACGUGGCCUAUCAUAAUAACGUCCACGCAGCAGAUGUUGUGCAAUCCACACAUGUUCUUUUGUCCACACCAGCCCUAGAGGACGUGUUCACAGAUCUUGAGGUCAUGGCUGCUUUGUUUGCCAGUGCUAUUCAUGAUGUGGACCAUCCAGGAGUAACCAACCAGUUCCUUAUUAACACAAACUCUGAACUAGCUCUAAUGUAUAAUGAUGCUUCAGUGUUGGAGAAUCAUCACCUGGCUGUGGGAUUCAAGCUUCUACAGGAGGAGAACUGUGACAUCUUCCGCAAUCUCAGCAAGAAACAACGUCAGUCCCUGCGGCAGAUGACUAUAGAUAUGGUAUUAGCCACUGAUAUGACCAAACACAUGAAUUUCCUGGCUGAUCUGAAGACAAUGGUGGAAACCAAAAAAGUGACCAGUCUUGGAGUCUUACUGCUAGACAACUACUCAGACCGUAUACAGGUGCUCCAGAACAUGGUGCACUGCGCUGACCUCAGCAACCCCACCAAACCCCUGGAGCUCUACCGACAGUGGACAGAUCGCAUUAUGGUGGAGCUCUUCAGUCAAGGUGACCGGGAGCGUGACAAAGGCAUAGAAAUCAGCCCCAUGUGUGACAAACACACAGCUUCUGUUGAAAAAACUCAGGUGGGAUUCAUUGAUUAUAUUGUCCACCCUUUGUGGGAGACAUGGGCUGAUCUGGUCCAUCCUGAUGCUCAGGACAUUCUAGAUACAUUAGAGGACAAUCGUGAAUGGUACCACAGCAUGAUUCCACGUAGCCCGUCCCCAACACUUGAGGAACAGGACCCACGGGAGAUGAUUGGCACUGGAGGCUCAUCAGGAGAGAAGUUCCAGUUUGAGCUGACUCUUGAGGAAGAGGACGGAGAGUUAGAAGCUGAAAAGGAGCACACAGAGACAUCAAGGACUAUAGCGGACACCAAUCAUCCAUCCAUGUCCCAGAGCCUUACGCUUGGAGGCCCUCCUAUUUUAGAUUACAGUGAAAGAGAACUGGACCAAGAAAUGACCAACAUAUCCAUCAUGCAGUUAGAAACUUAACAUGGCCCUGUACUAACAGAGCUGCUUUAGUUGUGUUUCAUUAUCCCUGUCUCUAAUGGAGCACUUGAUGCUGACUUCUGGUUUUGAGGCCUUUGGUCAUGCAUGUCUGUGAGGACUACGAGACAGUAAGGUGUCCUAUUUGUAAUUACAGAAGGAUGUUUGAGAGCCCUCCUUUUGUAGUCAAUAUGUUCCCUCAAUACACUCUUUUGUCCUGCCUGCACUUGUAUGGACUCCACAGCAGACAUUUGGGACAAGGCCUUUUUCACAGUCAAUAACUGGAUGAGAUUGGGAUUAAUUUGUUGGAAAGUACCUGUGUAGCUGCAGUCUAUAAAAAUCAUCCACUACCAAAACUGGAGUAUUGUCCUCAUAAAAACUCUUGCUUUUGUUUGUUCUUAUUAAAUCAUUGGACCCAAGGUUUAUCUGAGCAAAUGAGCCUGUAUUUUAGAGCUACUGUAUAUUUGUGUCCUAGGCACAGAAAUUGGCAAAGGACUGAGGAGGAACUUGUAAAUUAAUGUUUCGAGAGACACAGAGUCUUCCCUUGAGCAACUGUCCAUGCCAAUUGAAGAGGAAAGCUGAUGUACUCAUUAUGUAACUGUCACUGAACAUUUUCACCACACUCUACAAUAUUUAUUAUCUUGAAACUUUUUAAUUUUGGAUAUCUUAAUGCUUUUGCUUUUUUUGCCACUGAAACAUUACCUAGAUGAUUUAACUGUCAAAAUAUUAGAAUACCAUAUGGAGAAUCCCUUUACAUAUGUCUUUGUACUGAAAUACCUUUAUACCUCGAAACAUUAGCACUAUGUAGACAUGUUGAUUAUAUCAAUAUAAAUAGGAUUGAAUUAUCCUCAGUGCUAAUUUAUGAAUCUUUAAAAAUCUUUGCAAAACAAUUUUUUAUUUGUUUUUUGCAAAUCUAAAUAUCCCCACACUAACAUCAUCACUAAAUCAAUGUUUUCAUGCCAAUUCUCUCUGAAGUAUCCAUGUGUGGCUGCCUAUCAGAGUCUACUUAGCUCGAGAUGGAGCUCUUGUUUUAAAAUUAAUGGGAGAAAUUGGAACACCCAAUAUGGUGGUUAUAGAAAAGGAAGUCCUGCCUUACAUGUCAAAGAGCCAGUCACCUUUCAGAUACAGACAGCGGCAGUUAGUUAAAUCAAGAAUGCAUUAGCUGGACCAUGCCAAAAAUAGGGGGCUAAAGAAGCACUAUUUCUGAUACCACUGUUGUCAGAUUUUACUGCCAAGUUGAAAUAUGUCUUGAUCAUAAUCUUGACCAACCAUUGUAGUCUUUCCCCAUUCAACUAGAUAGGAUAUAUACUUUUAUGCUGUUCAUAUCCAUAGAACAAUAGCUGCUCGGGAGCAUUCCAAAGAUGGCCGCUGAGUGAAUUGCCUUUACUUUGGUUCUAUAAAAAGCUCUGACAUUUUACCCUAAGGUCUGUUUCAUACUGCACACAUAAACAGCACUUCUUUAUAAAUAUAUGCAAUUUCAGCGAAAAACAGCUAAGACAUUCUUUAAAAUGGCAGUAUGUGACUGAAGGGGCUGGGGACUUGGAGGGCUGAACUGAUAUCUACUUAUCUAGAUAUGCUUCUAGUUGUGCAAUCAUCUAAAAUCGUAUGUCAAAAACCUGCCCUUAUUAUGCUAAAUGCAAUUCAACAUGUGCCUUGUUUUACCCACCCCAUGAAAUAAGGGCUGCCUUAUAGGCAACAAAAGACGAGCAUCUUUAUUACACGCUUACAUUAUUAUGGCAAAUGAAUGUUUAUUUAGUCUAUGUAGACUACGAACCACUGAUUUAUAAUAUAGAACUGGAUUGCUGAUGACGUCACUGCGCUGCCAUAUUGCUAUGCCCAAACAUUCCAGUGUGCCUAUUGACUUAAUAGAAAAUCUUCUCUUUUCAAGCAUUAGACAUUCAAUCACCGAUUUUAUUUCUACCUGUAAAUUCCUACAAUGCAAACAUCCUAAACAUUUUAUUAUUUAUUUAUUGAAAGUCUGGAAUUUUAUCUAUAUCAAAUAUUAUACCUCUAACAAAUUUCAGUGGUGAACAGAUCAGAUGAAUGUAAACAAGUUCACUGAGACAGAGGUAAAAUACAACAUUUUCAGACUUACUUAUUGUAAACAUCGAAGUGGACCAACUUCGGUGGCAGUGUACUGUUGCAUCAGCUGAUCCAGUUCUACAGUACAUGUAUAUAUAUAUAUAUAUAUAUAUAUAUAUAUAUAUAUAUAUAUUCACCAACUACUUUUUUAUCUCACUUUUUUAUCUCAGAAUGCACAGCACGUCGAACCUUGAGGCGGAUGGGCUACAACACAGAAGACCACGUUGGGGGUUCCUACCAUCUGUGUACUUCUGCAGAAAUCGAGAUUUAUCAGACCAGGCUAUGUUUUUCCAGUCUAUAACAAUCCAGUUUUGGCAAGCCUGUGCCCACUACAGCCUCAGAUUUCUGUUCUUGGCUGACAGAAGUGGAACCCAAUGUGGUCUUCUGCUGUUGAAUUCAUUCGCCUCAAGAUUCAACAUGUUGUGCAUACUGAGAUGCUAUUCUGCUCACUGUACAGAAUGGUUAUUUGAGUUGCCUUAGCCUUUCUGUCAGCUCGAACCAGUCUAGGCAUUCUCUGUUGACCUCUCUCAUCAACUAAUCGUUUUCGUCCACACAACUGCCGCUUACUAGAUAUGUAUUGUUUUUGGCACCAUUUUGAGAAACUCUAAAGACUGUUGUGAGUGAAAACCCCAGGAGAUCAGCAUUUACAGAAAUACUCAAACCCGCCCAUCUGGCACCAACAAUCAUGCAAUGGAUGAAAUCACUGAGAUCACAUUGUUAUCCCCAUUCUGAUGGUUGUUGUGAACAAUAACUGAAGCUAACAGACCUGUAUCUACAUGAUCGGAUGCAUUGCACUGCUGCCACACGAUUGGCUGAUUAGAUAAUCACAUGAAUAAGUAGGUGUACAGGUGAACCUAAUAAAGUGGUCGGUGUGUGUAUAUCAGUUCUACGAAUGCAAAAAUUAAACUAAGGGGGCAGAAAUCAGAUCUAAGUGCCGGGUCUGUUCAUAAGUGACUGAAGUGACUGAGCUCUCUACAAAUGGUAGCAUCAUACAAAUAGUGCUACUCAUGCAAAUUACAAAAGAGACUUGACUCGUAUUACUUUGUUCGAAUGGAUGCACUGCACAGAUCAAUCGCGCCUAGCUUGAUCCAAUGCAUGCUGGUUAGACAUUUUGUCCGACUUUCUUCAGCGCCACUGCUGUGUCACCAUGACAUAUGCUAUCAAAGAACCACAAGAACGAGGUGCGACCAGCCACUUGGGUCAGCCAGACUCUCUGAUGAAAAUGAUGACGUGCAUGUCAUGUUUAUUCUGACACCUUUAGUUCUGAUAACUCUCACAAAUCCAGGUUUUUAUAACAGUAAAAUUCUAUUUUCAUGAAAUCUUAAAGCGAUAUUUCACCCAAAAAUGUAAUUCUCUCAUCAUUUACUCACUAUCCCAGAUGUGUGACUUUCUUUCUUCUGCUGAACACAAAUGAAGAUUUUUAGAUUUAGGUACUCACAUUGUAAGUGAAUGAUUUGCUUCAAAUUUUGAAGCUACAAAAGGACAUAAAUACAGCAUAAAAGUUAUCCAUAUGACUCCAGUGGUUAAAUCUUCAGAAGCGGUAUGAUAAGUAUUCAUGAGAAACAGAUCAAUGUAUAUAUAAAAAGUCCUUUUUUAUAUCUAUCAAUCUCCACUUUCACUUUCAUUACCUUCUUUUGAUUUUGUCAAUUCACACUCUUUUGUGCUUAACAAUUUAUAUUUUUCUCACCUACACUGAAAGGACCUAAAGAGCUGAAAUAUUUUUCUAAAAUUCUUCAUUUGUGUUCAGCAGAAGAAAGAAAGUCAUAUCUGGGAUGGUAUGAGGUUGAGUAAAUAAUAAGACAAUGAAAAAUUUGGGUGAUCAAUCCCUUUAAUAUUUUAUAUCCUGUUUAUAAAAUUAAAUAAUAAAAUGAUUUAAAAUAAUCUGACUCCUUUAUUGGAAUUACAAUAACAUAGGCUUUUUACACACUGGCACUGUAUUAAGCAGCACAUAACCUAUUCAAAUUAAUAGUAUUCUGGUUAUUAUUAUUACAUGAAACGUUCAAACGUCUGUCUAUUUAUCACAUCCAAAAUCUGCCAUGACUGAUGUAAGUUCAACACAUUAUAGGAAGCAUAAAGUGUCUGAUUUGACAUCUCUCUUUCCAUCUUCUCCCUUGACUACAACCGGCAAAGCUCGCAGAUCAAGUCGAACACAUCAACAGUAAUGAUACAUGUGGUGGCAGCAUAACUAUGAUUUCUUAAAAUGGUGCCUACAUAGGGAGCUCACUAGGUUUUGAAACAAAAUACAAUUUUAAAAUAAUACAAUUGUUUUUAUUAUUUAAAAAAAACCUUCCUAUCUAAAAAGAUCAGCAGUCAGCAGCGCUGAGAAAGGAACUGUUGUCAGAGCUUACAAUUACUUUAACUUUGAUACCUUUAUAUCUGAAAGAUAUAAACUUGAAAUCAUGUUGAUACUUUGUUUGCAAUACAGUUCCAUGUAUUCUGAAUUACAGUGAACAUACUGUCUUUGAAAUGUUUGUCAAACAGUAACAGUAUACACUCAAAGCUGAAAUUGUCACAUAACCCUGUAGCCUUGGUCACACAUUCUUAGAGAUCAGAAAUAAAUGCCUGUGUAGAGCAUACAGCCUUAAACCACAUCCCUUUAUCUUCAGUGCCCUUUCAGCAGUAACUGUGAGAGAUUUUUUCUAUCAGUUUGUUGACGUGAUCUGUGUCCUCUUCUGUAAUGUGUUUAGGGUUAUUUACUGUAUAUGUUAAUAUAACUGAUAUUGUUGAAACUAUUUAUUCGGUUUGUUUACAUGUCGAGGCCACAUAUGUGUCUGAUUAGGGUGGCUUGUCACAGUGUGUGUUUGUGCCCUUUGUCUCCACUGUCAGAGCCAAAAAAUACCCAAUUCUUAAUUCAGGUUGUUCUGAAUUGCCAAUAAAUUAUAAAAACAUGGUUUUGUUGCAUGGUUCUGAGCUAAGCCAAACAUUCAUUAAUAAAACAUGUGUCAAGAACAGGUAGGCACAAGAGAGCUCACCAGAACUCUGAACACUGGAUGGCACAGAAAUAGGGUUGCCACCUCUCCAGGAUUUUCUGGGAAAAUUUUCCUGAUACUUUCACACAUGAGCACUUUUUUAUAUUCACACUUGGAACCGCAACCCCAUAUAAAAAGAAAGUGAUGGAACGCGCUCUCCUGUACCACUCUCUCAAAUUAAAGAUGAAUUUUAGCGAAUCAGUUCAUUUGGAUAAUUCAUGUAUAUAAAGCUCCUCUAAACCAUCUUCUCCCUCUCAUAUGAAUCAUUCGGAAGUCUGAUUUAUUUUAGUGAUUUGCCUUGUUUGGACGAUUCAUUUGAGUUUCAUACAGAAUUUGUGCUCCCUGGAUGUCCUUCCUCCCUAGCCCUCUGGCUCGCGAAUUUGGUGGAGGAAUUCCCGACCAGACUCACUACGGUUAUUAAAUACUCUGUACUGGAAUAGGCUCCACAGGUGUCGGUUAUCACGGUAAACCCUGUGUCGUAUUUUCCGCGGUACGGUCCCCCUCUCGGCGGAUCCUCAUCUCCAUUGGGCAGUCCCCUCUGCCCCCGGUCACUGUGUUUGUAGAGCUCCUCCCUCACUAGGCAGGACAUACCACCACGCCACUUCCAUGUGUGGCUUGUAAGCCCAUGUGAUGUAUUUGGAUGUGGUCUCCGUGGGGUCUUUUCCCCCUGAAAGAAUAGGAUUGGAAAAGAACACCUUCCCCAAUGCGUGUGAU